This is a messenger RNA of Meyerozyma guilliermondii ATCC 6260, 912 nucleotides long. RefSeq lists its product as uncharacterized. The record is from RefSeq and is a predicted model, not a curated record. Lineage: Eukaryota; Fungi; Ascomycota; Pichiomycetes; Serinales; Debaryomycetaceae. Bases 1 to 912 code for a protein of 303 amino acids. The transcript has a single exon.
AUGAGACUAAAUGACCUACCAUGUGAAAUAAUCACGCGCUGCUUCUCCUACUUGAGCACAGGUUUUCUUACCGAUAUAUUACUAUUGGAGAACAUUCCUGAUAAUAUACUUGUGGCAGCAGCUAACAAUCUCAAUCAUUUAUGGCAUUCAAAUCGACUUAAAGACGCGGUAAAAAUUGCGCGCCGUAGAGACGAUUAUGAAACCAGUUUCGACCAGUAUGACGAUCAUAUUGGUUUCAGCCGGUACCACUAUGAAACUGACUUUAACAGGUUCCGCCGCAUACACAAGAUCCUCGAAAAGAACUCCAUCUCGCGUCCUCUUUGCUUCCAUUAUAAAUGGGAAUACGAUUUCCAAAUGCGUCGAGAUCUCGAUGAAAUAAACUUGGCUUACCACGACCAGAGUUCAGGCAUACACUUUGACCUCAGUGACCUGUCGAUUUCCUGUGUUCGUUUCUUCGCAGACGAUGCUAUCAAUCUCAAGAUCACCUGCCUCUCGUUGCGCAAUUCUAGCAGUAUCAAUUUGAAUAAGUUCCCGAAAUUGGAGACUUUCUAUGGCGAUCAUUGCAAAAUAAGGGUUGACAACGACCACCCCAGCUUGAAGAACCUAUAUCUCAACUACCUGACUUUCAGCUCAUUACCGAUUAAUUUGAAAAAGUUGGUUGCAAAAUAUUGCAGCAUAAGGAUGAAGGAAAACCACCCAAGACUUGCUGCUCUCACAGUGUUGGCUCUAGAAUACACACAAGAACCGUCUGACUGCUCGUCGCUACUACGCGUACUCUGGAACGAAAAUUUGAAAACUUUUUCCUAUAUUGAGAAGUCUAAUUAUGGAGAAGUCACAAAUGUGGAAGAGGUCAUCUCCAUGAUUGGCCCCAAUUUGAUAGUUUUUUGGAUUCUCCAGUUCGUCGCCUUCUAG